Gamsiella multidivaricata is the source of this 1747-nucleotide messenger RNA. RefSeq lists its product as uncharacterized. Bases 47 to 1525 code for a protein of 492 amino acids. Gene Ontology annotation, biological process: protein transport to vacuole involved in ubiquitin-dependent protein catabolic process via the multivesicular body sorting pathway. The record is from RefSeq and is a predicted model, not a curated record. NCBI's taxonomy places the organism in Eukaryota, Fungi, Mortierellomycota, Mortierellomycetes, Mortierellales, Mortierellaceae. The transcript has a single exon. Gene Ontology annotation, cellular component: ESCRT-0 complex. Gene Ontology annotation, molecular function: protein binding.
CCUAUACUAACGAUUAUGUUUAUGACUUUUAAUAGCAUCCGAAUUCAUGCCGAGCAGCGAAGUCCACCGCCUGGAGAUACUACCUGCAUUGAGCAAUGCGCCCGCCCGCACAGCUGCCUCUGAAAAUGACUCAAAUGAUACGAUCAGCAUCCUUGAACAAGGGUACAUUAUCCUUGUCUCUGGCCGGAUCCUUCUCGGAAGUCCCUCCGGCUCUGCAAUGUCCUUUAGUGGAGCUGACCACCAAGAACUGUCUCUUGCAUUCUUUGACGGACAGACAUGGUUCCCUUUCAUACAGAGUUCUCAAAACGGCACCUCCUCAACAAUCGCAGGCCCCAAGGCAGGAUCCUUUGGCCCCACGACACCAGUGGGCACAUUCCUCGAUCCCGGUAAUAACAUUCUUCUGAACCCCCAUCCAUUCGACUCUGGCCUUGUCAAGAGAGCUACUCUCGGUGACGCCGCAUCCGUGCAAAUGCGUCUUCGCGACCAAGGCGUGUUCCGGGCUCUGGCGAUUGCGCAUCUGCCACGGAUCGUCGCUCAGGACUACCUGCCCCUCAAAUACAUCAUCCUCAUCGCAGUCGGCAUUUCCUUGGGACUUAUCUUCUUUAUCAUUCUGGGCGCAUUCCUGUACGUCUGGUUGAAGGGCCGUCUAUCUAAAGGCGGACCAACUAAGCGUCCGAAACUGGGGUCUUCGUUUAUGGAGGACGGAUAUGCUGGGCACGGAAUUCGGAAUGUAGGGACGGAUCCACUUGGCCUGAGACAAGGCACCACCUUUGCUAGCGAUGCGGAUUUCAAAAGCGAGAAGGUGGGAUCUCUCUUCAAGUCCAAGAAGAACGGUCUAGGGAAUUCAUCCGCAAACCUGGCAUCAUUAAGUAUCUCAUGCGCGGCGAUCGAGUCGGCUAACAACAGCUAUCGACCGAACUCGACGAUCGCGGAGACGACGGAUGCGCUGGUGACCGAGUUCGUGAGAAAUCAUCAGCAACAGCUUGCAGGUGAACCAAGCGCGUCCUCCGAACAACAGCAACAAGAAGAAAAGAGUGGGCCUGUAGCCCCACCAUCGCCCGACAGACGCAGCAAACGGCCACUCAAAUGCAAACCCCAAAACCAGAACUCGAGCAGUAGCGAUCUCACGAAUCCGGUUGCGCAAGCCGGUCGCUUCCCAACCCUCCUAGCCGUAGGCUACAAUCCCUCAACUCCCAACUCCAAUGCACCCACAUCACCAGUAACAACCAUGAGCACACCAAGGGAUAUCACUGGCGCCAGCACCGCAGCCGUAGGCGCAGAGGCCUCGAAUAUGAAUGACACCAAUAAUCCAGCUGCAGCCGCGGCCGUGCCAGGGGGCGUGUUCUACUAUGCGAAAUAUCCAUUCCGCGCACGCGAGAUCGGAGAGCUAGGUUUCCAAGCUGGCGCGCGCAUCUUGGUCGUCGACAUGAGCGAUGAUAUCUGGUGGAUGGGCGUGGUUCAAAACGCCAACGGCCAGCAAAUGCAUGGUGUCUUCCCUUCCAACUACGUCGGACCAACACCAUAGAAAUACAUAGACGUACUUUUUACUGAUAGACAGCCAUCCAUUUCAUUCAUUCAUUCAUUCAAAUUGUUCAGCUUACAAGUGCGAAUAGACGGAGAGACAGAAAUAAAGCCAAACGCUGGUUUCUUGAGUGGAAAACUAGUCGCUAUCGCCCUCCAGUUCAUCUUCCUCCACCUCAUCCGCCUCUGCCACCUCUACCUCGUCAGUGUUACUUCCGUCACCCUC